UUUACUUGCAAACUAUAAAGCUCAAUUGGAUUAUUGUUUAUUACCAUUUUGCAUUGUUGCUAAUAAUGUCUGGAAAGGAAUCAAAGAAGCACAAGGUCCCUGAGGUUCUUUCUUGGCAACAAAAGAAAGAGCGCGCAGACGCAGAUGAAGUAGUCAUCAAGAAUCAAGUCGAGGAACUCUUCUCAUGGACAACUAUGAUACAAAACAUGACUGAUGAUCAGCUGAAGGAGUAUGUGUUGAAUAGGCCUAAGAAUCUAAAUCUCGAGACAAAAAAGAAGGCUCCAGUUAAAAAGGCAAAAAAGGAAAGGAAACCGAGGGCUUCCUCUUCUUCUCUCGGGAUAAUGGCAUCGAUAUGGAAGUUUCAUAAAGAAGACGAUGACGAAGCUGCUUGUAAUAUUCCAGUUUGAAGCAUCUUGUUCUUAGCUUGAUAAGUGAAGAAAUGGUUUCAGUCCUUCAUCUUAUUUGCGUACCAUGGUUUCAGUCCAUCAUCUUAUUUGUGUACCAGCUUGGGCUAUUCUGUGGGGAUUUUCAUAUAUUAGUGUGCUUCUUUAAGUGUGUUUCGAAGAAUCCUACUAUAUGUAACUGUGCAUGGGGCUUAUAAUUGCUGACAAGUGAUGAGAAGGCCAUGAAAACACAACA
Asparagus officinalis (garden asparagus) is the source of this 639-nucleotide messenger RNA. RefSeq lists its product as uncharacterized. The transcript is spliced from 3 exons. Bases 66 to 407 code for a protein of 113 amino acids. Lineage: Eukaryota; Viridiplantae; Streptophyta; Magnoliopsida; Asparagales; Asparagaceae. The record is from RefSeq and is a predicted model, not a curated record.